This is a messenger RNA of Danaus chrysippus (African queen), 1626 nucleotides long. The record is from the annotation of a GenBank genome assembly. Lineage: Eukaryota; Metazoa; Arthropoda; Insecta; Lepidoptera; Nymphalidae.
AUGAGAUUAACUUUAAGAUUAUUGUCUUCAGUGAUAAAUAAAAGACCAUUCUAUAUUACAACACCAAUCUUCUACGUGAAUGCCGCACCACAUCUAGGUCACCUGUAUACAGCAGUUGUUGCAGAUGCAAUACAGAGAUUUGAGAAGUUAAUAGAUCCCAACUGCAAUGUAAAAUUCAGCACUGGCACCGAUGAACACGGCACAAAAAUACAACAAGCUGCGGCAAAAUCAAACAAGUCACUAAUAAACUACUGUGAUAAUAUAUCAAAAGAUUAUAAAGAUUUAUUCGAUGAAUAUGAAGUUGAGUACACAGACUUUGUUAGAACGACAGAGGAGAGACAUAAGAAAGCCGUUUCUCAUUUCUGGAGAAAGUUAGUGGAAAACGAUUAUAUAUAUAAAGCAAAAUAUGCUGGAUGGUAUAGUGUGAAUGAUGAAGCAUUUGUACCAGAAGCACAUACAAGAGAUGAAGUCACAGAAAAUGGAAAAAUCAAAAUAUCUAUAGAAUCCGGUCACAGAGUAGAUUGGACAGAGGAAACAAAUUACAUGUUCAGACUAAGUGCUUUUAAAACACAUCUACACAAGUGGCUCAGCACAGAUGGUGUGAUCGUUCCGAAUAAGUUCCAAAAACAGUUGCAAGAAUUGGUAUCAAAAGAUGCUUACCUUCCUGAUAUAUCAGUGAGCAGACCGUCUGAUAGAGUGCAUUGGGCUAUAAGGGUACCUGAUGAUGAAGAACAAAGUGUGUACGUGUGGUUGGAUGCUCUGGUCAACUAUUUAACAGUUUGUGGUUAUGGAGAGAAAGACUGCGUUGGAUGGCCAGCUGAUGUACAGGUUGUGGGGAAAGAUAUAUUGAAGUUCCACGGUAUCUACUGGCCGGCAUUUCUAAUGGCGUCCGGGCGUCACCCGCCACGCCGGCUCGUGUGUCACGCUCAUUGGACGGUGGAUGGUUCUAAGAUGUCCAAAUCAUUAGGGAACGUGGUCUCGCCUCGAGAUACAGUCGCUCCAAACGCACUGCGGUAUAUGAUGCUAAGGGAAGCUACUCUAGCUGAUGAUGCUAAUUUCAGCUCAACCAAGUUAUUGAACAUUGCUAACUCAGAGUUAGCGGACACGUUGGGUAACCUCGCCGCGCGCGUCACGGGCUCCGCUCUAAACCCUAGAGAGGAAUUCCCCGCAAAUAAGGGAAUACAACAUGAAUUGGCUACGCGUUUGAUGGACCAAAUUGAUAGAUUACCUGACGAAUGCCACACUCAUUACAGCAAUUAUCAGUUCUAUAAAGUGGUUGAUGCUGUAAUGAAAGUCUUGCAUAUAGGAAAUCUCUUCUUCGAGACUCUCAAACCAUGGGAAUUGAAGAAAAUGAAUCGCCAAGAAGAAUUGGAUGCUGUCAUACAUAUAACGAUGGAAACAUUGAGAAUUUGCUCGAUAAUUCUACAACCUAUAAUUCCAUCGCUAUCGAAUAAAUUGUUAGACAAACUACAAAUACCAAAAGAUGAAAGAUUAUGGCAAAACUGCCAAGGAUCGUGGAUAAAUGGGGUUACGGAGACAAAGAAAAUACAAAGCGGAAAAUUCGUGUUAUUUCCAAGAAUAUAUGUGGAUAAAAAAGAUGCUCAGAAGAAGAAAGCUAAAUCGUAA